AUGGAUCAGUUCACUGCCAUGGGGGACAUCCCACCGACAGAUGAUUGGUUUGAUCAUUGUGUUGACGAAUCCAAGGAACUGGAUACCGUCGAUGAGGAUGGCGACAAUUGUGAGGACAACACGGCUUCUGGGUUCGGCGAGGACAUUGACGCCAAACUAGGUGCAUAUGCAAAAUUACGAUCUGCCUCCAAGCCUCAUUCGACACCACAAACUCUCAAAUGGUUGGAGGAUAACUACGAGAUAGCCAUCGGCGUGUGUAUUCCUCGUAGUACUCUCUACUACCACUAUCUCGACUACUGUGAGAAAAGGGACACCCAGCCUGUCAAUGCGGCCAGUUUUGGGAAGAUCAUACGACAACAGUUUCCACAGAUUACAACGAGGAGACUGGGAACAAGGGGACAGUCUAAGUAUCACUAUUAUGGAAUCGGUGUACGGGAAAGUUCAAUCUACUACGAGCUCAUGUACUCAGCCAAAGGCAUCCAGAGGUCUGUGUUUACGUUUAUGAUGAUGUACAGAACUCACUGUCAGAGAAUUCUGGACACGGUCAUCAGAGCAAACUUUGACGAGGUGCAGAGUUUCUUGUUACACUUCUGGCAGGGUAUGCCCGCACACAUUGUCCCUAUAUUAGACUACAGAACUAUCGUCCUCCUUGUCGGCGUGUGUGAUUCUAUCCUCUACAAAGCCAUCGCUAACGUGCUGAUGCCAACUGUGUUACAGGCUCUACCAGAAAGUUUGACGCAAGUGAUUAGACGAUUCGCCAAACAGUUGGAUGAAUGGCUACAAACGGCGCUAGACUCCUUACCACACGGUGUUCAAAAAAUCAAAUUCGAUUUAGCGAGGCGGUUUGCACAAGUGUUGCGUCGUCAGACGUCCUUGAACCACUUGUGUCAAGCGGCCAGGACCGUUAUACACAGUGCAGAAAUCACGUCACAGAUGCUGGAUGAUUGGCUCAACGUUGAUCUUAACAGUAUCAUCAAACAGACAUUGUACACCAUGGAUAACUACAGUGAAAAGGAACACCAGAUUAUCGUUAAUUUAUGUACAGAGUACGAGAAGUUGAUGGAGGAACAGGCGCCUUUGGAGUCGUUUGUUGAAUGGUUGGAUAAUAUGGUUGAUCGUUGUGUAGUCAAGCCCAGCCGUAGGAAGCCGGGAUCCCUCAGACAGAUCGCCCGCCAGUUCCUGUUGAUGUGGUCCUGUUUCGGUACUAGAGUCAUACGUGAUAUGACUCUCCACAGUGCUCCUAGCUUUGGGUCAUUUCAUCUCAUGCAUCUUAUGUUCGACGAUUACGUCCUGUAUCUCGUGGAGAACCUACACAGCCAGGAAAGGGCUAACGACUAUCUGAAAAUUAUCAAAGGGGAGGCGUCACCAGAUUUCGUGGAUGAAAUCAUUUUGCCAGACUCCAGCAUCAUCAAGGACAGUAUCCUUCCCGGGGGUAGGUCUGCAUUCACGCCAACAUUUCCCGGGGGUCACGCGGAUGCCCGGGACUCUGUCAUCACAAACACGAGGGACAUCAUGAAUUGUCACAAUAGACCGAGCUUGGCGGAUUCACAUACAGCGGUAAGCUGUGAGACACCGUCUAAUGAUUUUGAUCGCCCGCCUGACUUAGGCCUACAGACGGGAUUCUCAUUACAGAAUAGCAGUGCUCAAUGUAACACAUACGUCCCACCGUUCAUACAUCAGUCCAUAACUAACACAGCCAUACACCCAGCUCAGGAGGACGUCACUAACUUUGGGUUCAACCCACGACACAUCCAAGUGUCCAUUCCCUCUCUGCAUGCAAGUCAAAGCCAGGGUCUGACCCCCGUGUCCACCUGUGAUGGUCAGCGGUUCACCAACACAAUGGACUGGAAUGCUCAGAUAACCCACAUCGCACAGAUCGACAUUCCGCGCAUAUCUGACCAGACAACCAUCCCUCAGCAGCCACAGACACGACCUCACACAGACCAUCAGUCAUACCUGUACUAUGACAACACACAGAACAGCACCAGGAGUUAUCCCCCUUUCUCAAAUGACAUUCAGUUCUCUGCUCCAGGGGGUUUGCAUGUUGAGAAUUCCGGAAUGAUGAAUUCUUCGGGGAAACGACCAAUCGAAGAUCAUGUUACAAAGUCAUAUAAAAGACAGACCAGAGAUCCCUUUUCCCUGCAACCUCAGCUGGAGGAAGGGUUCAUCUGAAGGAUAAAUAACGACCACAAGAACAUUUAUCUAAUUCAGAUCUAUUCAUAUUAAUAAAGAUAUUUUAAAUUUGUGAAUUCAAAAGAUUUGAGGCGCUUUUUCCUUUUGCAGUUGAGUCUGAGAAUAAUUUUUAUUGAGUUACAAUAAGUUAAUGACACAUUAGGUCAAGUGUUCAAUUUAUUUUUAUUUGAGUGCUUGAAGAUAGACAUGUGUGUGUAAUUUUACGUGGCAAACAUACAUGUCGAACCCAGAAACUGCACAUUGAAGUGGGAACUUCAACUGAGGAAUCAAUAAUCAAACACUUUACAGAAACUAUAUCCAACAAUUUUCAAAAUGCAAUGAGAAUGGAUUAAAUUCAGAAUUAUUAUAAUUUGCCAUAGUGCAAUGUAAUUAAAUCACUGGACUUGUCAACUUAUUGUAACUAAAUUGCCAAGGAGCAAUGCGAUUAAAUUAGUUAAUUUGUAUACUUAUUGUAACUUAAUUACCAAGCAGCAACCUAAUUAAAGCACUUGUUAUUGGUAACGUUCGGGCGGUCAACCAUCCAACUACUGACCACGCUUGAUGUUGCUGAACUAAUGAGCGGGUCCCUGGGUUAUACACAUCACUGGAAAAGCUAGCUUGCCAGUAAGGCAGUAUUUUCCCCUCGUGAACCUUAGCUGUUACACUAUUCCCCCCUCCGAGAAGUCUCGUUCUGAGACUUGGCCUGGGGAAUCCUGUAGGUCCUCUCUGUGUAUCAAUGCACCUUCCCUAACCACCAGGAACUGGCCUUACAUGAUCACAUAAUCCCACCGCUGCCACCAAAUGCAACGUGCGGGCAGUCACCCAUCCAACUACUGACCACUCUCUACGUUGCUGAACUAGUGAGUGAGUCCCAGGGUUAUACCGCAUCAUUGGAAAAGCUAGCUUGCCAGUAAGGCAGUAUUUUCCCCUCAUAUACCUUACCUGUUACAACUGUCACCACGGAGCAAUUUAAUUCAAGCUCUGGACUUAUAAACUUGUUGUAACUGAGUUGACGUGAAGCAAUGUAAUUUACGCACUUGACUUGUGGACCAAUUGUAACUAUAUUGCACUGGGCAUGUUAACUUAUUGAAACUUUGAAUAGUUAAAGAUUUAAUAAAACUAAGCACUGGAAAUGUAACUUUUAUGCAACUAACUUGCCAAAUAGCAAUGCAAAUAAAGCACCUGUCUCGUAAACUUAUUGUAACUUAUUUGAAAUAGUGUAAUGUAGUUAAAUGACUCGAUUAGGAGACUUAGUGUUACUAAAUUGUCGUGUAUUUAUCUGACUUGUACAUGCAAACAGUAAAACUUAUUGUAACCAAAUAACAAAAGGGCAAUGUAUCUAAAUCACUUAUAAACUUAAUGUAACUAAGCUUCCAAGGAGCAAUGAAAAUAAAGAGCUGUAUUUGUAAACUUAUUGUUACUGACAUGCCUAGGAUAAUUACUGACAUGCCUAGGAGAGUUACUGACACGCCUAGGAGAGUUACUGACAUGCCUAGGAGAGUUACUGACAUGCCUAGGAGAGAGUUACUGACAUGCCUUGGAGAGUUACUGACAUGCCUAGGAGAUAGUUACUGACAUGCCUAGGAGAGUUACUGACACGCCUAGGAGAGAUACUGACAUGCCUAGGAGAGUUACUGACAUGCCU
Mizuhopecten yessoensis (Yesso scallop) is the source of this 3817-nucleotide messenger RNA. Its product is annotated as transcription factor RFX4-like. The coding region runs from base 1 to 2172 and encodes 723 amino acids. NCBI's taxonomy places the organism in Eukaryota, Metazoa, Mollusca, Bivalvia, Pectinida, Pectinidae. The transcript has 18 exons. Gene Ontology annotation, molecular function: DNA-binding transcription factor activity, RNA polymerase II-specific; RNA polymerase II cis-regulatory region sequence-specific DNA binding. Gene Ontology annotation, biological process: regulation of transcription by RNA polymerase II. The record is from RefSeq and is a predicted model, not a curated record.